UGGUUGUGGAAAAUCAACAGUGAUUGCAUUGAUCCAAAGAUUCUAUGAUGUUGAGAGAGGGUUUGUGAAAGUGGACAAUGUGGACAUAAGGGAACUAGAUAUUCAAUGGUAUAGGCAGCACACUGCACUUGUUAGCCAAGAACCUGUCAUAUAUUCUGGCACUGUAAGGGACAACAUCUUGUUUGGGAAGCAAGAUGCAACUGAGAAUGAAGUUGUUGAAGCUGCAAAAGCCGCAAAUGCUCAUGAGUUCAUAUCAUCAUUGAAAGAUGGAUAUGAAACAGAAUGUGGAGAAAGGGGAGUGCAACUAUCUGGAGGGCAAAAGCAGAGAAUAGCAAUAGCAAGGGCCAUAAUAAGGAACCCAACAAUAUUGCUGCUUGACGAAGCAACAAGUGCACUUGAUGUUCAAUCAGAACAAGUUGUGCAAGAAGCAUUAGACAGGAUCAUGGUGGGAAGAACCACCAUUGUUGUAGCACAUAGGCUCAACACCAUCAAAGAACUUGACUCGAUUGCAUAUGUCUCAGAGGGUAAGGUUCUUGAGCAAGGAACCUAUGCUCAACUUAGGCACAAGAGAGGUGCCUUCUUCAAUCUUGCAUGCCAUCAAAUCCAAAAUUAGGUAGCAAUAAUAAUAACAAUAAUGUAAUUAUUAUAAUGAAAAUUUACAUGUCUUGUAAUCCCUAAAAUAAGUAAUAAUCCUAUCACUAAUUAGUACUUUGAACUUAAAA
Messenger RNA from Arachis ipaensis, 722 nucleotides. NCBI's taxonomy places the organism in Eukaryota, Viridiplantae, Streptophyta, Magnoliopsida, Fabales, Fabaceae. The record is from RefSeq and is a predicted model, not a curated record.